This is a messenger RNA of Cyprinus carpio (common carp), 2004 nucleotides long. RefSeq lists its product as uncharacterized. The record is from RefSeq and is a predicted model, not a curated record. Gene Ontology annotation, molecular function: metalloendopeptidase activity. The coding region runs from base 1 to 2004 and encodes 667 amino acids. NCBI's taxonomy places the organism in Eukaryota, Metazoa, Chordata, Actinopteri, Cypriniformes, Cyprinidae. Gene Ontology annotation, cellular component: presynaptic membrane. The transcript is spliced from 20 exons. Gene Ontology annotation, biological process: proteolysis.
AUGCGUGUGACUUUAAUCAUCUCACAUGAGUCUGAGAUCCAGGCAGUGUCUUUGCUGCUACAGAAGGAUGAUGCUGCAGCCGGACAGAAGCACAAUGCCAGCGGCCCACAGGAGUCUGAAUGCACGCUCACAUACCCCUCCCACCUCGUGUACUACCUGAAGAAAUCUUCUGGGAGCACCUACCAUGACCUGAACACUCGCACUAAGAUUCCUGACCCACAUGGACAGAUGAGAGCAGAUUCAACUCAGCAUCUGUUACAGAACAUGAUGCUUCAGUUUAUUGUUGAUUCAGUGAUGUCUUCUGACCUGCUGUCCUCAGACUAUGUGGGGAUACACUAUGAGAAUGGGAAGCCCGUCCUUUGGAGGGGUGGAGAGCACUGUUACUACCAUGGCCAGAUCAGAGGGAAUGACAACUCUCAUGCCUCUCUGUCCACCUGCAAUGGUUUACUGGAUGGCAUGUUUGAUGAUGGAGUCCAUGUGUACACAAUUGAGCCACUUAAACAGAAUCAUUCUAUUGAGGGAACAGCAAGACCACAUGUGUUACGCAGGGUGACUUUCCUGCAGCAAACCACACAUGCAGGAGAGGAAGACGAGAAAUAUGGAACGGAUGUAAUCUCCACUCUCUCCGAUGUCCAACUGGGGGCAACUACAAUGGUUAGAAGAGUGUUGGCUAUGUCCAGGAACUUGGCCAAUCAGCUGGACCAGGAUCUGGCGAAGUGCAGGUGGUUCAGCAUCCAGUGUGACAAGUCCGUGGACAGCAGCAGUACAGCACAGCUGAUGACAACUACCAGGGGAGUUGACAUCUAUAACGCGGUGAAGGAGUUUUUUGCGGAGAAAAGGGUACCAUUGGAGAAGCUAGUAUCAGUGACUACCAACGGGGCUCCUGCUAUGAUCGGCCAACAUACAGGAUUCAUCGCUCACUGUAAAGGUGACCCAGAGUUCCCAAACUUCAUGAAUUACCACUGUAUCAUUCACCAGCAGGCGUUAUGUGCAAAGGUGAUCGGCUUUGGGCACGUCAUGACUCCCGUCGUGAGGAUCAUAAACAGCAUCCGCUCCAGAGCUAAACAGCACAGAACAUUCAAGACUUUUGACAAAGUUGCAGAAAAGUACUCUCAAGUCAUAAACAGACUUGGGCAAGAGUUUGAGAACAGCUUGGAUGCUGGACAGGUGGAAAUCGAAAUUGUAACAUUGCAAAGUGGCAUCCACCUCAAAGCCUAUCAGGCUGCACCAAACUUUUGGUGCCUUGUUGACACAGAAAACUGCUUUAUUCCCAUGUGCUUGAUGUCUGUUGGCUCUACGUGGAUGAUGGCACCACUGCUGGCCCAGAGUUUGGCUCAGAAUCUUGGUAUUCAAUGGGAUUCAGCAUCAAAGAGAAAGGGUUGUGGGUGCAUUUACUCCUGGCUGGGCUGUAUCAUGGAGGACACUGGGGUCCAGCACCCAAAGACUUUCUCUAAGUGCAGUAUCACCGAUUUUAAAGAGUUCCUGGUGAAGGGAGGAGGGUCCUGCCUCUUUAACAAACCCAGCAAGCUGUUUGAAGACACAGAGUAUGGAAAUGGAUAUGUGGAAGUGGGAGAAGAGUGUGACUGUGGACCAAGAGAAGAGUGCAUUAAAGAGUGCUGCAAAUAUUGUUCUCUGUCUAACGGUGCUCACUGCAGCGACGGACCCUGCUGCAAUAACACAUCUUUCUAUCCUCGGAGUUACUCGUGCUGCUAUGCAGUAAAUGAUUGUGAUAUUUCAGACACGUCCUCUCGUGAUCUUAAAGGUCGCUGCUAUACUGGGGAGUGCAAGACGAGAGACAGUCAGUGUAAAUAUGUGUGGGGUCCAAAGGCUGCGAGUUCGGAGAAGUUCUGUUAUGAGAAGCUGAACACAGAUGGCUCAGAGAAGGGAAACUGUGGUCAAGAUGGAGACAAAUGGAUCCAGUGCAGUAAGCAUUUCCCAUCUGCAUGGGAGUGUCCAGGAAAUGCAUCAUCGCUGCUUCCUAAGAUGAUCAUUGAUGUCAUCUGA